Messenger RNA from Dreissena polymorpha, 1404 nucleotides. RefSeq names its product bis(5'-nucleosyl)-tetraphosphatase PrpE [asymmetrical]-like. Bases 174 to 983 code for a protein of 269 amino acids. Gene Ontology annotation, cellular component: cytoplasm. The transcript has 2 exons. The record is from RefSeq and is a predicted model, not a curated record. Gene Ontology annotation, biological process: polyphosphate catabolic process. NCBI's taxonomy places the organism in Eukaryota, Metazoa, Mollusca, Bivalvia, Myida, Dreissenidae. Gene Ontology annotation, molecular function: endopolyphosphatase activity; phosphatase activity.
ACAUAGGUGCACAGUUGAUUGCGAAACGCAGCGAGUAAAGAUCUGACGCAAUGACAGGCGGUUAAAAACACACAUUUUCAUUGCUAGUACGUGAGUUUUGUAUAGUUAAGUCUAAAUGUAUUGAACAAGAUCCCUCUCUGGUGAACUGUGGUACAGUCGGCCCCAAUUUCACAAUGGCUGCUAUUAUAAACAUCAUAUGGUCGUUUUUUAUCAAACAAUCAGCACCUGUGCGAGGAAAUUUACAGAAUAAUCCGUUACCUCCACGCUGCCAUAUAGAGCUGUCUGCAGACGAUAUUGCUGGGCGGUCGGUUUUUGUAAUUGGCGACGUGCACGGCUGUUAUGAUGAGCUUCAAGAACUCAUGAGAACAGCUACAGAUGUGGCACCAAAUAUAAUGUUUAUAUUAGUUGGGGACCUUGUGAACCGCGGACCUGACAGUGUAGCUGUGGUACGUGAGGUGAGCGGACGGUCUGGACAGGUAUACGCUGUCAGAGGAAACCACGACGAGAGCGCUAUUAGACAAGCUCGACUCUACCGCGAGAAUCCAAACUAUAUCCUUCCAGAAAAGUAUUCAUGGGUGAAAGAUUUAAACGAUCAUGAUUACAAAUUUUUGAAUGAGCUUCCAUACACGAUUUCACUGCCUUCGCUAGACGCUCUUGUUGUACAUGCAGGACUCAUCCCUUGCCGUUCAUUGGAGCUUCAAAUGCUGAAUGAUCUUACUAAUAUUAGAAACAUCGUAAUAGAUGAUGAAGGAACCUUAACUGGUACUAACUCACACGCUGACGGUAUCCCUUGGAUCAAAACUUGGCGCGGUCCGGAGCACGUGUACUUUGGCCACGACGCCCGGCGGAAGUUGCAGGAGGAGCCAUUUGGUACAGGUCUUGACACCGGUUGCUGUCAUGGCGGCUCCUUAACGGGCAAGUUUAUAAAUGGACCGAACACGUUCUUGAGCGUUAAAUCUAAGCAACCUAAUCCCCAUGUCUAAAAGUUACCUAUAUUAAUAUUAUAUUCUGUCACAAUCAUGCGCAAUUUUUAUAUUUCAACAUACAUGUAUUUGUUGACAUUUCACUAUGGAACACUGUCGUGGUUUGAAAUUAUUUCAAAAUGAACGUCACUGUCGCAUUUAAUGUCUUUCACACCAAUAAUGUCAAAUAUUUUGGUACAAUGUAUGUUUUAAAGAGUGAUUUUACUCAUUCAAUAACUAUUUACACAAUGGGUAUUGUUAUAAAAAAUUGGUAUUAUUCCGCUCGAAUUGUUUUGUUAACGUUGCACCGAGUCUAUGCUCGAAAAUAAAAACAUGUGAAAAUCUAGCCCAUAUGUAUGCGAUGUAAAGCAGCUUUAAGGGACUCUGUAUAUAUCAUAUACAUGUAUAAACCAUUAAUAUAUCGUCAAAUGGAUAAACCGUA